Molecule: messenger RNA, 3079 nt
Organism: Oryzias melastigma (Indian medaka)
Lineage: Eukaryota; Metazoa; Chordata; Actinopteri; Beloniformes; Adrianichthyidae
Gene: gfpt2
Product: glutamine-fructose-6-phosphate transaminase 2
Exons: 20
Coding region: 149-2200 (683 amino acids)
Biological process (GO): UDP-N-acetylglucosamine metabolic process; protein N-linked glycosylation; fructose 6-phosphate metabolic process
Molecular function (GO): carbohydrate derivative binding; L-glutamine:D-fructose-6-phosphate transaminase (isomerizing) activity
Source: RefSeq, a predicted model, not a curated record
GGUGGAGCAGGCGCACGGCUUAAAGGCUGGCUGGGAGUGUGGCGGGGCUCGCACUUCAUCCAGAUCUGACAGAAACGAGACUGGCGCAUCACUCCAACCGGGAUUUUCCUCUAAAAAGCACAGUGAACAGGGACGGACUGCGGGAAUCAUGUGCGGGAUCUUCGCUUACCUAAAUUACCAAGUGCCACGGACCAGAAAGGAGAUAUUUGAGACGCUGGUGAAGGGGCUGCAGAGGCUGGAGUACAGAGGGUACGAUUCAGCAGGAGUGGCUGUAGAUGGUCCAAAUAAGACGAGCACCGACUCCAACAACAACUCCAUCCGCUUGUUUAAGAAGAAGGGGAAGGUGAAGGCUCUGGAUGAGGAGCUCUACAAAAAAAACUCCCUGGACCUUGAGGCGGAGCUGUACACGCACUUUGGUCUGGCUCACACGCGCUGGGCCACGCACGGAGAACCCAGCGCUCUCAACAGCCACCCUCAACGCUCUGACAAGAACAACGAAUUUGUUGUCAUCCAUAAUGGGAUCAUAACCAACUACAAAGAGCUGAAAGAGUACCUGAUCACCAAAGGAUAUGAGUUUGAGUCCGAGACAGACACAGAGGUGAUCCCCAAACUACUUAAAUAUCUCUAUGACAACCGAGAGGAUGACCAGGUCACCUUCUCCACGCUGGUAGAGCGGGUUAUUCAGCAACUGGAGGGCGCCUUUGCUCUGGUGUUUAAAAGUCAGCAUUACCCCGGAGAUGCUGUGGCUACGAGGAGAGGAAGUCCGCUGCUCAUCGGUGUGCGAAGCGAGCACGAGCUGCAGACUGAGCAAAUCCCCGUCCAGUACAACUGUGGACAUAUCAAAGAAGGAGUUCAGGAGAAGAACAGUCAUAACCGGUCUGACAGCACCAUCAACUCUGUGGGAGACGGCAGAGCCGUGGAGUAUUACUUUGCCUCUGAUGCCAGCGCCAUCAUUGAGCACACUAACAAGGUCCUGUACCUGGAGGAUGAUGACAUCGCCGUCGUGACUGGGGGCAAGCUCUCGAUCCACAGGAUCAACCGGCAGGCCGGAGAAGACCCAGUGAGGGCGAUUCAGACCCUGCAGAUGGAGAUGCAGCAGAUCAUGAAAGGAAACUUUGACGCCUUCAUGCAGAAGGAGAUCUUUGAGCAGCCGGAGUCGGUGGUCAACACCAUGAGAGGACGGAUCUGUUUUGAGACCAACAAAGUGAUUCUCGGGGGACUGAAGGACCACUUGAAGGAGAUCAAACGAUGCAGACGGCUCAUUGUGAUUGGAUGCGGCACCAGUUUCCACGCCGCUGUCGCUACCAGACAAAUCCUUGAGGAGCUGACAGAACUGCCUGUCAUGGUGGAGCUGGCGAGUGAUUUCCUGGACCGCAACACGCCAGUUUUCAGAGAUGAUGUUUGCUUCUUCAUCAGCCAGUCAGGCGAGACAGCAGACACUCUGAUGGCGCUGCGCUACUGCAAAGAGCGCGGCGCUUUAACGGCCGGGAUCACCAACACCGUGGGCAGCUCCAUUUGCAGGGAAACAGACUGCGGAGUCCACAUCAACGCUGGACCGGAGAUAGGAGUGGCGAGCACUAAGGCUUACACUAGUCAGUUUGUGGCGCUCGUCAUGUUUGGCCUGAUGAUGAGUGAGGACAGACUGUCUCUGCAGAAAAGAAGACUGGAGAUCAUCGAAGGCUUCAAGGUGCUACCCGAUCUGAUAAAGAAUGUGUUGUCACUGGAUAAGAAGAUUAAGGAAAUUGCACAAGAACUUUUUCAGCAAAAGUCUCUUUUGGUGAUGGGCCGAGGUUACAAUUAUGCUACCUGCCUUGAGGGGGCGCUGAAAAUCAAGGAGAUCACAUACAUGCACUCGGAGGGCAUCCUGGCAGGAGAGCUGAAGCACGGCCCGCUGGCGCUCAUCGACAAGCACAUGCCUGUGAUCAUGAUCAUCAUGCGUGAUGCCUGCUAUGUCAAGUGUCAGAAUGCUCUGCAGCAAGUCACUGCUCGAUCAGGUCGGCCCAUCAUUAUCUGUAGCCAGGACGAUAUGGAUGUUGUGAAGAACGCCUACCAGACCAUCGAGCUUCCACAAACCGUGGACUGUCUGCAGGGCAUCCUCAGUGUCAUCCCCUUGCAGCUGCUCUCAUUCCACUUGGCCGUCAUGCGAGGAUAUGACGUGGAUUGUCCCAGAAAUUUGGCCAAAUCUGUGACGGUGGAAUAAUCACAAUUUACAAAAGUCAAUAAGAUGGAAACAUGGGAGCUUACCAAGGAUUCCAGUGCAAUUGUGUGAUCAGUUUGUGUGUGCUGCAGAAUCAAUAUAAUGCUUAGAGACUGUGGGUGUGUGUGUGCGUGCGAAUGAGAUGAACAGGUAAUGGUUUGUGUUUUAUAGAAGCAAAAUGUGAAAAUCUGAACAAUAUGCUGCUGAGGGAAUGAAGGGUUGCGGAACAAAAUUUGGGAACAGCAUUCAAACAGCCAAAAUGCACCUGUUGUGCCUUUGUAUUCAUCAUUUAAGACAACAAACAUGUUUCAGACAUCACAGAAAAAGACUAGAAAAUACAUUGAAGUGUUUUUAACUGUGCAAUACAGGCACCAAAGGUGCGAUAAGAAUGUAAUCAAUCACUUGAUGAUCAAACUUGCUCUUAUUUCAUGUUGGUCGGGCUUUAUAACCUUCUUUGUAUUGAUGAAAAGCAGAAGGAUUUUCAGCUCUUUUUUGAUUUUUCAGUCAAAUUUUGUACAUUUCUAUGUAGAUUUCUAUAAAAAAAAAUGAUGUGCCUUGAAAGUCAAGUUAUCCUUAAUAUUAUUUUUCGUUGCUUUAAUUUAAAAUGUGCUGUGAAGAGAACGUUUCUAAACUCUGCACUUCUUGAUGUCAUAUCAACGUGUGUUUUACUUAUUAAUAGAACACUUUUUUGUCAGCCUUUUGUAAGGAUUUGGUAAAAGAAAAAAAAAACAUUUUUUUUUAUUGCAUUUUAAACUUUGUUGCAGCAAAGGCAAUCUAAAAAAAUUGAUAAAGCAUUUUUUUAAUGUGCAAUUAUCUCCUGCAACUGUCUUCUUUUCUAUUUAUGUACUAAGUUUAUUAAAUGGUUCUUGGACUAUAAAGCAA